Molecule: messenger RNA, 1230 nt
Organism: Trypanosoma theileri
Lineage: Eukaryota; Euglenozoa; Kinetoplastea; Trypanosomatida; Trypanosomatidae
Exons: 1
Coding region: 1-1230 (409 amino acids)
Molecular function (GO): protein binding
Source: RefSeq, a predicted model, not a curated record
AUGUCGUGGGCAGAAAAAGCACGUGGUUCUCAUUCAGAUCACCGCAGUAUUGAGAGCAAUGAACUGAUAUAUGGUAUUAAUACAUUACCAAAAAUAGAAGAAGUAGAUGAGCAAACACAAAAACAACUGAAUGGAAACUGCAGUUCUGUUAUGCUCAGAGGUCUUCCAGGUGAUACUUGGGAUAUUAUUACCUCUUUUCUUAAUUUUCGAGAUGUUCAAUUAGUAAGUAGUACGUGUCGUACACUUUGGCAUCUCUUACAUCGAAGAGAUAAUAUAUGGCGUUCUCAAAUUGAGUAUUUUCAUCAAGAUAUGCAGGAUUUACGAGGUGAUGGAAGACUUCUUUGUACAGAGUUUCUUAUCCCAUCUUCCUGUAGUAUGUAUGAACGAAUGAAAAUGGAACGAAGAUUAUAUGCUUUGGAUGCACAAAGAGAUUGGCAAUUUCGUGAAUAUGAAAAAAAUUGUGGGUCUGAAGGUAUUUUUUCUUCUCUUCUUACCCUUGAUGAAGAAUUAGAAAAUAAUAAUUAUGGAUGGGGAGAAGAAGAAGUAACACCACUUUUACAAAUAAGAGUUUUACGUCCUUUGUUAUUAACAUGUGAUACUAAUGACCCUAAUAUGAAUCCUUCUGUAGAUUCUGGUAGUAGAAAAAGUGGUAAUAAUAGUGGUCCUGCUAUUCGUUCCCCAAGUGAAUACCUUACACUCUGUGAUAAUAUUAAUCAUGGAGAUUUUACAGGAGCUCUUUUGGGUGUACAAGAUUGUACAGAAGAAGAAGAUGAAUUAUUUCUUUUUGCUAUUCUCCAAACAUUACGUCGUGCAAAACAGCGUCCACCUCCCCGUUAUUUACCGAAUGAAACUCGUACCUCCCAUCAUCAAAUCCUUCGGUACUUUGGAGGAAAGUUGCUUAGCAUAUGUAGAUAUGAGGCAGAGCAAUUGUUGCUGUCUGUUCUGCAUAUGCGUGGUGUCCUUGAUGACUUUGUUCUUUAUAGUAAUCCCCAUACUUUAGGUUCUCUCUCAGCUCUCAAGACUACACGUUACUUCAUCGCACCAGAGUUGUGUAGACGCGGACGUGUGGGACUUAUAGUGGUAGACCCAGUGCGUAUAUUAGUCGUUGUACGAAAAGACCGUGGCACUUGUGAUGAUCCACGGUGGGAUGAAGAGUAUACAGCAGCAACAUUAGAGGGUGGAGCUACACACGGAAGUGGGAUGAAUCCGCAAAAUCUUCGACGUUUCUAA